Castor canadensis (American beaver) is the source of this 2009-nucleotide messenger RNA. It is a transcript of the gene Washc1, whose product is annotated as WASH complex subunit 1. Gene Ontology annotation, molecular function: actin binding; alpha-tubulin binding; gamma-tubulin binding. The record is from RefSeq and is a predicted model, not a curated record. Gene Ontology annotation, biological process: endocytic recycling; exocytosis; retrograde transport, endosome to Golgi. Gene Ontology annotation, cellular component: recycling endosome; WASH complex; early endosome. Lineage: Eukaryota; Metazoa; Chordata; Mammalia; Rodentia; Castoridae.
GGUGAGGUCCCGGCCGGGCGGCCGGGAGCGCGGGACCGUAAGGAACGUCCCCGUCGGGUUCCAGAGGAGGCCGAGGCCGCGGGUUGGGGUUCGGCGGGCUCCGCUUCCUGCGGCCGGGCUGCGUGACCGCACGGGCGGCCCCGCCCUCCGCCCCGCCGCGUCGCCCCGCUUGAGGGAGGGGCCCCGAGCAUCCCGCAGUGACCCCGGCGGUGCGCGCGGGACCAGUUGUCCCCAGACCACGCACGAUGAAUGUAUGCAGUCCUUACCUGUCAACUUAAAAGCCCCGGCGACCGCGGCGUAGACGCCGGCGAGUGUCUACAGAGCGUGUUGCACCAUGACUCCCGUGAGAACCCAGCACUCCUUGGCGGGACAAACCUACGCUGUGCCCCUCAUCCAGCCAGACCUGCGGCGGGAGGAGGCCAUCCAGCAGGUGGCAGAUGCGCUGCAGUACCUACAGAAGGUCUCUGGAGACAUCUUUAGCAGGAUCUCCCAGCGAGUGGAGCUGAGCCGGAGCCAGCUGCAGGCCAUUGGGGAGAGGGUCUCCUUGGCCCAGGCCAAGAUUGAGAAAAUCAAGGGCAGCAAGAAGGCCAUCAAGGUGUUCUCCAGUGCCAAGUACCCAGCUCCAGAGCACCUGCAGGAAUACGGCUCCAUUUUCACAGGCGCACAGGACCCUGGCCUGCAGAGACGACCCCGCCAUCGGAUCCAGAGCAAACAUCGCCCCCUGGAUGAGCGGGCCCUACAGGAGAAGCUGAAAUACUUCCCCGUCUGUGUGACUACCAAGCCAGAGCCCGAGGAUGAAGCUGAGGAAGGGCUUGGGGGUCUUCCCAGCAACAUCAGCUCUGUCAGCUCCCUGCUGCUGUUCAACACCACUGAGAACUUGUACAAGAAAUACGUCUUCCUGGACCCCCUGGCUGGUGCUGUAACAAAGACCCAUGUGAUGCUGGGGGCAGACACAGAGGAGAAGCUGUUCGAUGCCCCUCUGUCCAUCAGCAAGAGAGAGCAACUAGAGCGGCAGAUUCCAGAGAACUACUUCUACGUGCCAGACCUGGGCCAAGUGCCUGAGAUUGACGUACCAUCCUACCUGCCCGAUCUGCCUGGCAUUGCUGAUGACCUCAUGUACAGUGCUGACCUAGGCCCUGGCAUUGCCCCCUCUGCCCCUGGUGCCAUUCCAGAAUUGCCCACUUUCCAUACAGAGAUAGCUGAGCCUUUCAAGCCAGACUUAGAGGAUGGGGUGCUAGCGGCUCCCCCACCCCCACCCCCACCUCCACCACCUCCCCUAGCUCCUGCAGUCCUGACCAGUGCACCCCCACCUCCCGUCCCUCAGACCACAGCCUCACCUGCCCAGGGUGCCAGGGAGGAGGAUGGCACCAGCAGUGCACCCCCAUCAGCUCCAGUCCAAGGAGCUCCCAAGGAAGUGGUUGACCCUUCCAGUGGUCGGGCCACCUUGCUUGAGUCCAUCCGCCAAGCUGGAGGCAUAGGCAAAGCCAAGCUGCGCAGUGUCAAGGAGCGCAAGCUGGAGAAGAAGAAACAGAAGGAACAGGAGCAAGUAAGAGCCACAAGCCAGGGUGGGGACCUGAUGUCAGACCUCUUCAACAAGCUGGUCAUGAGGCGCAAAGGUAUCUCUGGGAAAGGACCUGGAACUGGUACCAGUGAGGGGCCAGGAGGAGCCUUUGCCCGAAUGUCAGACUCCAUUCCACCUCUGCCACCACCACAGCAGCCACCAGGAGAGGAGGAUGAGGACGACUGGGAGUCCUAGGGAAGUACAGCCAGAAGGACUCUUUGGUCUGCUGGGCCUCUUGGCCACUGCUGAUGUGGUCCAGGGUGCUGGAGGACUGUCCCCGGUUGUUGCCUAGUCCCUCUUCACCGAGAGGGAUGGUAUGUGCCAUCUGCCUGGCCCUGCUGGCUCCAUGACUGCCCUACCCACCCCUCCUCCAGGUGCUCUUCUCUUCCCAGAGCCUUUGAGAGAAAAUGGCAGUGUGAAUGAAUAAAUAAGGGUCACUGGACAACUG